Molecule: messenger RNA, 4146 nt
Organism: Struthio camelus australis
Lineage: Eukaryota; Metazoa; Chordata; Aves; Struthioniformes; Struthionidae
Source: RefSeq, a predicted model, not a curated record
AUGAGGUUGCUCGUCACGCUCAUCCCCCAGCUCUUUUACAUGAGGGUGCCGGUGUGCAGGGAGGCAGUGGGCGUUCCUGUUGCCUUCGGUUGCCCCCAGAGCCUUUUGCACAUGUGGGCAGACGAUGGCCACGAGUUACAUCGCCUGCCCUGGCUGUCACCUGGGACCGCAGUGGUGUGCACGGGGGCUCUGGCUAGCCCAGAAGACCCUGAAGAACGCCAGGGUGCCCAGGCUCCCCCUGGGGCCGCAGGGGGAGGUCCCUGUCCCAGCCCCCCGGAGCACAAGGAGCCAGCUGAGAUCCCCGUGCAGCAAGCUAUAAAGCGCUUCCUGAAGGAAGACUCGGACGAGGCAGAGCUGGCCCAGUUCCUGAAGGACUACCCUGGGGGAGAAAACCUUCGGAAAGUGGAGCCCGAGGAGAGCAGGCGGGACCCGGGUCCCGGUCACCCCUUCUCCAGUGUAGGCAGGGCGCCUGCUGAUGACCCCGUGAACGAGAAAGAUGCCAGGCCCUUCUCUCGGCCUCGGCCCUUGGAUUUUCAGCAGCACAUCACAGCACCCACGCCGCCGAGCCCUUCUCGGCCACGGAGCCCCUGGGGCCAGCUGGACCCCUAUGACUCCUCUGAGGAUGACAAGGAGUAUGUGGGAUUUGCGACGCUUCCCAACCAGGUCCAUCGGAAAUCGGUGAAGAAGGGCUUCGACUUCACACUCAUGGUGGCAGGGGAGUCCGGGUUGGGGAAAUCCACCCUCGUGAACAGCCUCUUCCUCACUGACAUGUAUAAAGAUCGCAAACUCCUUAACGCUGAAGAGCGCAUCACACAGACAGUGGAGAUCACCAAGCACGUGGUGGACAUCGAAGAGAAAGGUGUCAAGCUACGCCUGACCAUUGUGGACACCCCAGGCUUUGGGGACGCCGUGAACAACACUGAAUGCUGGAAGCCCGUGGCCGACUACAUUGACCAGCAGUUCGAGCAGUAUUUCCGUGAUGAAAGUGGCCUGAACCGGAAGAACAUCCAGGACAACCGUGUCCACUGCUGCAUCUAUUUCAUCUCACCCUUUGGCCAUGGCCUUCGUCCCCUGGAUGUAGAGUUCAUGAGGGCUCUGCACCAGCGAGUGAACAUCGUGCCUGUCCUGGCAAAGGCUGACACUUUGACACCCUCUGAGGUAGAGCGCAAGAAAAACAAGAUCCGGGAAGAGAUCGAACACUACGGGAUCCGCAUUUACCAGUUUCCUGAGUGCGACUCAGACGAGGACGAGGAGUUCAAGCUGCAGGACCAGGCGCUGAAGGAGAGCAUCCCGUUCGCUGUGAUCGGCAGCAACACAGUCGUGGAGGCCAAAGGCCGGCGUGUCCGCGGGCGGCUCUAUCCCUGGGGCAUUGUGGAAGUGGAGAACCCGGCCCACUGCGACUUUGUGAAGCUGCGCACAAUGCUGGUGAGGACACACAUGCAGGACCUCAAGGACGUGACGCGAGAAACCCACUAUGAGAACUACCGCACUCAGUGCAUCCAGAGCAUGACCCGCAUGGUGGUGAAGGAGAGGAACCGCAACAAGCUGACGAGGGAGAGCGGGACAGAUUUCCCCAUUCCUGUCAUCCCUGCGGUGCCGGACUCUGAGACGGAGAAGCUCAUCCGGGAGAAGGAUGAGGAGCUCCGACGGAUGCAGGAGAUGCUCCAGAAGAUCCAGAAACAGAUGAAGGACUCUCACUAGCCCUCUCCUCCUCCUCCUCCAACCCUGCCCCACUCAGAGACCGGAAAUGUUUACAUCACGCUACAUCCUGUCCAAGCCAAGCUAGGAAACUCGGUACCAACAACACACCUAUCACCUUAAGCUGCUGCAGUAUCGCCUUAUCGAAUCUUGCAAUGCUUGUCCUCUGGGAAUAUCAAGGAGACAUGGCUUCAUUCAUCCAGGGUUGCCGGCUGGCAUAUAUCCCAGGCCUCCCCCCACCAACCUGUGUCCUGUCCGGCUGCCAUGUCGUCUCGCCCGUGCUGUGUGCCGCUUGCCUCCUGAGCGGUCCCUUCUGUCCCUGCUGCCUUGGUCUUUGCUCUGUUUUACCGUGGAUCUCACAGCCCAGCGCUUGCUCUCUGCUCUACCCCUGCCCUGAGACCCCGUGGGCUGCCAGACUGGCAGGAUGCACGUUUUGACCUGGCUUUGCGGGGAGGCAGGCAACAGGCCCAACAUGUCCCGAAGGCUGGCGUAGCUCCCCAGAGGGGUGCUGGGCAGCUGCUGGUACCCUAGCCAUCCUGCUCCCUCUGCCACCCACACAACUGCUCUGUCUCCAUCCCACCUUGGGCUGUCCACUCAUGCUACAGGGUUUACACAGAGGAGAGCUUGGCCAGUGACUUAAGGAAAGGUAACAUGGAGGCCAAAGUGAGAGGACCAGUCCAAGCCCCGAAACCCCACAGCCUGGUGCCAUAUGCCUGGAGAGCAAAGUUCUUCCCUGGACUGGCCAGGGGCUGUGUCCCCUGCAUGGAUUCUCUGCAAGAUACCCUCGAGUGCAGCAGUGCCUGGGGAUCCCCUGGCUCUGGCAGCGCAGGAGCACAGCCCCGGCAGGCUGGUGCACAGCGUCUGCUGCUGGGUGCUCCCGAAACCUCAGCCAGGGCAGCUGCUGCUCUGCACUGUGUCUUGCCCAUCUCCUGGCUUCUUCCAGGGGUGGUCCCGACCUCCCUUGGCUGAUGUUGGAGCUGGGAGCUGCCUCAGCGCACGAUCCCCUCCUGUGGCUUGGAGCACAGCAGCCUGCGUAUCCUUCUCACUGCUGGGCUCAACUUGGACAGGGAGGGAUACCAGCUCCUGGGCAGGAACCAGAGUGUGGGCAGGGUUCCCUAGGUAGACACUGAGGGCCUAGAGGGGCAUCUUAGCCAGGGAUAGGAUCCAGGACAUCAGCCCUUGUCUGCCUUUUUGCCAGCACCAGCGAGAGGAGGGCCUGAAGCUCAGCGGUGCCCAGAGCUAUGUCAAGCCCUGGAUCCUCAGUAGAAUCUAUGUCCCCACCAAGCAUCUCCCCUUGGAAACACCCCAGCAAACCCUUGCAGAACUCUAGGCUGCACGAGGUUUUGCAGGGAAGCAAAUGGCACUGCUCUCGGGAACUGGGACUGGCCAUGCAGCAGGGUCCAAAUCUCUUGAGCUAUGCUGGAGGGGACAGCCCUUCUCAGCAGGGCCUUGGCUGGGCUCUUGGGUGGGUGGACAGACCCUGGUAAAGGCCACCUGCCUGGCAGGGAGCAAGACAGCAUCAGCGCUGUCUCAGGGGCUGAGACAGUGACUGUUCAUGGGAGGACACUGGGCAAGGACUUCCCUACCCAGAGCAGGGUGCUAUGGGUGCAGCCUGGACCUGCACCAUCCUUCUCAGGGUGUUUCAGCCUCUGGGGCCACUUGCUUUUCUCUCGUGUUCCUGUGUUACCCAGUGCAUGUGGCUUCCCAUUGCCCCAUCUCCCCCAGUGCUGUGUGCUUUCCGCCGGCAAGCCCUGGCCUGUACCUCGCCAUGAGAGGCCACAGGGCGUUGCUGGCACCCACGGCGCCAGGGCGCGGGGGGGCCAUGCCGUAGGAGCAAAGGAGCCCAAUCCGGCCUCCAAACCUUGGCUUCCCCCAGCUCCCUGCUUGGUAACUGGGAAAGACUAAAGGAGAUGGUGAGGCUGUGGGAAGGGCUGAGGUGGCCCCGAAGGGCUGGGAGGCAGGAAUUGGGAGCAGUGGGAUCACGGGGAGUGAGCUCAUGCAGGUAAGCUUUACCUGUCCCUUGGCAGGGCCAGGAGCAGGGAGAAGCCUCCUGGGUAGCUUUGAGCAGCACUCCUCAGGCCCAUUGAGAGGUUUGCGUCCCAAUAGUCCACAUGACUCGGCUUGAAGGUGACUGAGGUUAUCCUGAGGAUCAGCGUAGAUGUCGCAGGGCAUUUGGGGAAAUGCCCAUCAUGCGCAUGACCUGUGUUCCUGAGUCGGCCACAAGCCUGAGGGGUCCCUUCUCCUGCCGUGUUCACGGCAGGGACCCACCCAGGGUAUAUUAAUGCUUUCAACUUCCUUUUUUAUCUUGCUAUUUUCUUACAGAAAUACCUACCUUUGCAUGACAGUCAUAAAUGCAUUUAUUAAAGUAUAUAAAGAGUAUAGGUUUAUAAAUUCUUAUAGAUCUAGUGGAAAUAUUUUUAAUCCCUCCACAAAAGUUCUCAAUAAAUA